CGGACCUGCCCCUCCAGUCCGCGGCGCGAUGGUGCGCGAGUGAGCGGUGUGCCCCCCUCUACCCCGGCCCCACGCGUGUGCGCGCCGCACGGCGAUGGCGCUGGCAGCACUGCUGGCGCUCCUGCUGCCGCUGGCCGGAGCCGCCUGGCAGGAGAACGUGCGUCCCAAGCUCUACGUCCAGCUAGGGGCGGAGGAUGUGUUCCGGUUCGUAGGCAACGAGACCCACGUGGACCACUUCCGGCUGAUGCUGCGUGACGGCAGCGCGCUUCUCAUCGGCGGCAGGAACCUCGUGCACAACCUCAGCCUGGCAGACCUCACGGAGCAGCAGAGGCUGACGUGGUACUCGCCUGACGAUGACGUCAAGAUGUGCCUGGUGAAGGGGAAGGACGAGGAGGACUGCCAGAACUACAUCCGCAUCCUGGCCAAGUCGGGCCCGGGCAAGCUACUGGUGUGCGGCACCAACUCCUUCAAGCCCAUCUGCAGGGACUACUCGGUGCAGAGCGGCGGCUACGCCCUGGAGAAGGAGCGCGCGGGCCAGGCCAUGUGCCCCUACGACCCCCGCCACAACAGCACGGCUGUCUUUGUGGACGGCGACCUGUACACCGGCACGGUGGCAGACUUCUCCAGCAUGGACCCCAUCAUUUACCGCGAGCCGCUGCAGACGGAGCAGUACGACUCCAUGAGCCUCAAUGCUCCAAACUUUGUAAGUUCACUAUCCCAGGGAGACUUUGUAUAUUUUUUCUUCCGUGAGACAGCUGUAGAGUACAUCAACUGCGGAAAGGCGGUGUACUCGAGGGUGGCGCGAGUGUGCAAGCUUGACCGGGGCGGGCCCCAUCGCUUCCGCAAUCGCUGGACGUCCUUCCUCAAGUCCCGCCUCAACUGCUCUGUCCAGGGGGACUUCCCGUUCUACUUCAACGAGAUACAGUCGACGACGGAGCUGAUAGACGGCCUGUACGGCUCCGUGCCGGCCCAGCUGAUCUACGGUGUGUUCACCACGCCGCCCAACAGCAUCAGCGGCUCCGCCGUGUGCGCCUUCUCGCUGCGCGACAUCACCGACACCUUCGAGGGCAGCUUCAAGGAGCAGACCCAGCUCAACUCCAACUGGCUGCCCGUGCAGAGCAUCAAGGUGCCAGACCCGCGACCGGGCCAGUGCGUGAACGACUCCCGCACUCUGCCGGACCUCACCCUCAACUUCAUCAAGACUCACUCGCUCAUGGACGAGUCCGUGCCGUCCUUCUUCCGCCAGCCCGUCGUCAUACGCACCAGCUUCCAUUACAGGUUCACGCAGAUAGCAGUGGACCCCCAGAUCAAGACGCCUGGAGGAAAGGCCUAUGACGUCUUGUUCAUAGGAACAGACAACGGCAUGGUGAUCAAGGCGGUGAACGCGGAGUCGGCCGACAGCACGGACCGGGUGAACUCGGUGGUGAUCGAGGAGAUCCAGGUGUUCCCGCGCCACAUGGCGGUGCGGGGCCUGAGGGUGGUGCGCGAUGCGUCUCUCCCGGAGGGGCGCCUGCUGGUGAUCGCAGACAGCGAGGUCCAGGCCCUGAGGCUGCACCGCUGCUACAGCGACAAGAUCCUGUCCUGCAGCGAGUGCGUGGCCCUCCAAGACCCGUACUGCGCGUGGGACAAGCAGAGCCAGAAGUGCAGGGCGGUGGGCGCUCCUCGCUGGAGCGACGAGAAGUUCUUCUACCAGAGCAUAGCGACCGGCGUCCACGCCGCGUGCCCGGCAAGCAAGCUGAUGGGCAAGGAUGCGGGCAGCGUGGGCGGGCUGCUGUCGACCUACCAGAAGACGUUCAACCAGGACACUGCGCGGGCGGGGAAGGAUAUGCCUGAGGCCGAAGUAAUCAACAUCAUGCAAGAUGAGGAGAAGCACAAUGGCCCGGAGGUGAGCGCGGCAGACAGCCCCCAGCCGCAGUACUCCGUGGAGACGCUGUCCAUGGCAGUGGUGGCCGGCUCGGUGGCAGCCCUGGCGGUGGGCUUCGUCAUCGGCUACUUCUGCGGCCGCAAGUGCCACAAGGAGGAGGAGGACAACCUGCCUUACCCGGACACCGAGUACGAGUACUUCGAGCAGCGCCAGACCGUCAACAGCCGGCUGGCCCCGGAACCCAAGCUGCUGUCCCAGGAGGAAGUGACGUACGCGGAGCCGGUGCUGGUGCCGGCGCCGGGCCCCAACAAGCUCAACUCCCCCAAGAGCACCCUGAGGAAAGCGCACAACGCGAACCACGCGGCGGAGCCCUUGUUCCAGUUCUCCGACAACUACACCCCUCCCCCGUACGGCCCGGCCCGCGGCCACUUCGGCACGCUGCGCUCCCACCAGGGCGCGGCCGACGGCUUCGGCACGACGCGCAGCGUCAAGAAGGUGUACCUCUGAGAGGCAGGGGAGGAGGGGCGGGGCCACCGCAGCCUGACCCGGCCGCGCAGGGGCGCCCGGCACCGGCAGGUGGGGGGUGCAGGUGGACACCCGCUGGCCACCACCACCCCCCCCUCCAGCUCGUCGUCGUCGCCCUCCCCCCCCCUCCUCCUCGCCCUCCCCUCCCCCGGUGGCCAGCCCGCCGCCCUGCUCCUACAUCUACAGGACUUAGCACUCGAGCGACAUCAGCCUGCACCUGCUCACCAGCCACGUGUGAGUGCGCCGGGCUCGUGACGAACACGACUGCCGUUUCGCCCCGCUCGUGCUGCAGAGUUGCCUCCUCGUGUGAUUUUGUAAGUUUAAUACUACGUUCUGUUUCUGCUUGUAACGUUAGAGAAGAUGGUACGUAUAGCCGCUAGUUUUCGAUGCUAAAAUAACAUAUUUAUAUUAAAACUAUUGGAACAUAGCUUAAAUUUUAUAAUGUGUACAUAUUAUACAUACACAUAGUUUAAAUAUUACUUCCUCUUAGAGGAAAUAAUCCAUGUUAUGAAGUGAAAAUUGUGCAACUAUUUUUUAUUUUUUAUCAUUCAAGUAACAGAGCCAAAAAAUCCCAGGCAGCUAAAAUGUGUUUUAUGUUUUUUGUCCGGAUAGUACAGUUACCGAAGACUGAUACUUUUGAUUAUUUAUAUUAUAGUGAUAUACUGAUUAAAAUAUUUAUCAUCAAUGUGUUGAUACUACUGCAUAUCUUAAUACAAACAAAUAAGCUGUUUACACUGUAAAUUCAUUAUAGUUGCACUAAUACAUAUAUAUAUUUCUGAAAAAAAUUCCAGUUAUUAUAGUGUCAAUUUUGAGAAAAUGUGACAAAUUAGUAAACUAAUAUUUUCUGUUUACCUCAAGACACGAAGCCAAAGAUAUAAGCUACAUUAUAUAUUUCUCUAGUAAACAAGUAGAAUCUUUAAUUUGAUUGUAUUUUUGUAUGCAUAACAUGAUUUUGAAUGUACGAGGAGAAAAUUCAAGUGAUCUAAUUGAAAAAAGAUUGAAUUUUUUAUUUAAAGUUGGAACUUGAGAGCAAAGCCAUACUGAACUUGAGUGUUCCAGGAAAGUUGCAUCAGAGAACACACUUGGUGCAUAUUGUGACUGAUAUUACUAAGGCAACAAUUUGUUUCCUAUUUAGUUUCUAGGCUUGUAAUACUCACGUGUCUCAAAUAAUAUUAUCGUUUUAUGCAACUAUUAAUUUUUUCACUAAACAGAUUUUUACUGCACUGGAGAAAAUGAAGUGUGAUAAGUAUAUCUUCUAAAACCUUAGUGUCAGAAGUACUUCUGACAUUGACUUUGCAACUGUAGAUAUGUGAGAAUUAAUAGUGAGUUAGAAAUUGUGGGAUUUUUCCAGUUAUGCAGUUAUUUAAAUACAGUAAUGAUAUUAAGCAUAACUGGAAAGUUUGCAGUUGAUUGCAACGUGUUAAAGACUUGGUAAACUGUGUUUGUUUCGUCGUCAUAAGACGGCUUUAUUCAGUCGAGUUCACAUUUAUCUGCAUUUACUUACUCGUUCACGUUGACGUCAUGAAGUGUGAAACGGACAAGUGUGGAGCGCGACGUGCGUGGGGCACCAGGACAUUGUUCCCUCAAUUUUACAAAUAUUUCCAUUAAUAUGAAAUCACACCUGUAAAAUAUCCAAAUUUUAAUAUUUAUAGAAAAUAAAUUGUCUCAUGAAGUAUAUGUUGAUAAUUUGAGUUUAUUUUGAUAAAAGCUGUAAUUGCAUUGUUGUAAAUAGAAUUUAAAUGACGUGAGAAGUUUUCCAUAUAGCUGGUUAGGAGGCAUUAUUUUAUCUGGUAUUUGUGUGAUGUGAGUUACCAGAGUAAGGUUGUGUUUACCACAGCACUUUGUAUUGUUAAUUAUGAAGACUUUUAAUGUUGCUUCUUCCUCUGUCCAGGACCAGCAAAGCUGAUUUUUAUGAAAUGUAUCCGACAAUGUAUGUAUAUAAUACACAGUUAUUAUUUAUUACCUGUGAGAUGCUCACUUAGCUUUUGUUGCAUGCCAGAUUUAUUAAUGUUUUACUAUUUGUAAGUGAUUCCCUCACACUACUGUUUUAAUGAAACACGACUUUGUAGAAAUUUAAAUUAAUUAUUUAUGGAAUGUCCGUAUAAGAAGUUAGUUUGGUAUGAACAGCUAAGACUUUCCUACAAGUUUAUUUUAUUUUGAUAAAAGGUAACAAGGAUGAUUCACAAUUUUUAAUAGUGUUAUCUUUAAAAGGCAUAUAGAGACUAACCAUAUAAUAAUGAAAUCAGUAAUAAUAGAUCUUUAUUCGAUGUUGUUCCUGCCAAAUGUUGAAAUUAUGAUUAAAGUAAAAAAAAUGUAAACAUAUAAGUAAAAAUCUAAUAUUUUCUCAUGGCAUCUCCAAGCUUACAUACGUAAAAUAAUGUAGCGCAAAUACUGGCGACAUUUAUAAAAACUGAUCCCAUUGCGUGUUCUUUUAGAAGAGCACAUGCCAAUUACAGAGUAGUGGAAAAAAAAAACUGUCAGGUGCUAUGCAUUUAGUCUGAACUAGGUAACUGAUUUUGUUGGAUCAGUACUGUCAAUUCCAUUUUUAUAAUAUCUGUGUCUAGUUUGUCAAAAACAUUUUUUUUUUUUUUCACAUAUCAGCCUUAUUUGUCUAGAGACGACCUGGAGUCUCGAGUUACUGUAGUCGGAUGUCGCAGAACACAAGUCUGCUCACUGCCAGAUAUUUAGGCACGAGCACUAGUCCAUUGCAAAGUGUUGCUGGUCCUUCCAUUCCUGUGUUUCUUGCUGUGAUUAUUAAGCCUAACUAUUAGAGAUAAUACAACUCGAACUCAUAAUAUUUGAAGAUAACCUAGCCUGGUGUGAAAUUGUGUGCCUGUAGUUGAGAGCAACAGUUCUGUUGUCUAUUUACAGUGAAUUUAGGGAUAGCAUUGUUUUAAAAUCCCACAUUUGGGGGGUUCCAUUUUAAACAGUGUAGGAACUACAAUUGUUUUAUUUUAUGAACUUGUAGGAUGCUAAUACGUAUUGUUCUGAUAAGAACCAUGGAAGCUGAGUAGAAGUGUAAGACUUAGCAUUAGAGAUUGCAAGGGAUGCUGCGGCUGUUUUAGUGCCAUUUGUGAGCAUAUAUUGAACCAUCCUCAUAUAGCCUGUUCUCUUCAAUGUAAUUAUGGUAUAUUACACUGACUGCCCAUGUAAUAUUGCAGUUGUCUUUACAAUUUUCUUUUGUAAGCAUCAUGUACUGAACCAAUAAUUAACAAUAAAUGAGUUUGACUAGGUAA
Messenger RNA from Bacillus rossius redtenbacheri, 5625 nucleotides. It is a transcript of the gene Sema1a, whose product is annotated as semaphorin-1A. The transcript is spliced from 17 exons. Gene Ontology annotation, molecular function: semaphorin receptor binding; chemorepellent activity. NCBI's taxonomy places the organism in Eukaryota, Metazoa, Arthropoda, Insecta, Phasmatodea, Bacillidae. The record is from RefSeq and is a predicted model, not a curated record. Bases 95 to 2371 code for a protein of 758 amino acids. Gene Ontology annotation, biological process: semaphorin-plexin signaling pathway; positive regulation of cell migration; axon guidance.